UUCUAGGGAUCACUAGAAGCUUGCUUCCUCUUUUACAAGUUAAUUGAAGAAGAAGAAAAGAAGAAGAAGAAGAGGAUUUCCCGAUUUCUCUGUCUUCUCCUUUUGAGGUUUCUUGCUACUCAAAAUCAUCUGUAAUCUCUAAUCCAUUGUGAAUGGCGACCGAAUCCAAGGUAGCGGCUGAAGAAACCAAAAUUGACUUGUUCGAAGACGAUGACGAAUUUGAGGAAUUUGAGAUUGAUCAAGAGUGGGACAAUAAGGAGGAAGCAACAGAGAUAUCUCAGCAGUGGGAAGAUGAUUGGGACGAUGAUGAUGUCAAUGACGAUUUCUCUCUGCAGCUCAGGAGAGAACUGGAGAAUACCAAUGCAGAGAAGAAAUGAAGGUCAGUCUUUCAGUUUCACUUACGGUUGAUUGGUUAAACCUUCUUUGUAUGAACUUGCGAUGAACUGUUUAGUUUCUUAAGUAAACGAUGAUUUGCAUAAAUAAAUGAAAUCUGGUAUACAUA
Molecule: messenger RNA, 502 nt
Organism: Impatiens glandulifera
Lineage: Eukaryota; Viridiplantae; Streptophyta; Magnoliopsida; Ericales; Balsaminaceae
Product: protein DSS1 HOMOLOG ON CHROMOSOME V-like
Exons: 3
Coding region: 153-377 (74 amino acids)
Biological process (GO): double-strand break repair via homologous recombination; proteasome assembly; mRNA export from nucleus
Cellular component (GO): proteasome regulatory particle, lid subcomplex; proteasome complex
Source: RefSeq, a predicted model, not a curated record